Chanos chanos (milkfish) is the source of this 675-nucleotide messenger RNA. It is a transcript of the gene crybb1l3, whose product is annotated as crystallin, beta B1, like 3. The transcript is spliced from 5 exons. Gene Ontology annotation, molecular function: structural constituent of eye lens. Gene Ontology annotation, biological process: visual perception; lens development in camera-type eye. Lineage: Eukaryota; Metazoa; Chordata; Actinopteri; Gonorynchiformes; Chanidae. Bases 1 to 675 code for a protein of 224 amino acids. The record is from RefSeq and is a predicted model, not a curated record.
AUGUCUCACACUGCAGUCCAGGGUAGUAUUGGGAGUCACUCUGCAAUGGGAAUGAGCAGCCACAGAGUAACGGUGGGCAAAUAUGUCAAUUGUUGUUUUUUGCCAUGUCAGAUGUAUCUGUUUGAGUUUGAGAAUUUCCAAGGCCGGAGGAUGGAGCUCAGUGGAGAGUGUCGUAACCUCUGUGAAAAGGGCUUCGAUCGCAUCGGAUCCAUCAGAGUGGAGUGUGGGCCUUGGGUGGGUUACGAGCUACAGAACAUGACUGGGGAGAUGUUCAUUCUGGAGAAGGGAGAGUACCCUCGGUGGGACUGCUGGUCUAACAGCCACAGGUGUGACCGUCUCAUGUCCGUCAGGCCAGUCCGCAUGGACCCACAGGAUCAUAAAAUCUGCCUGUUUGAGUGUAUGAAUUUUGAGGGUCGUAAAAUGGAGGUGUGUGAUGAGGAUAUCCCCAGUCUUUGGUCUUAUGGCUUCCAGGACAGAGUAGCCAGCAUCCAAGUCGGUGGAGGAACGUGGGUGGGGUAUCAGUACCCUGGUUACCGUGGCUACCAGUACAUACUGGAAUUUGGCUCCUUUAAGCACUGGAACGAGUGGGGAGCCCACCAUCCCCAGAUGCAGUCGAUACGCAGAGUGAGGGACAUGCAGACACAUCGCAGAGGGUGCUUUGAGUUGUAUGCGUAA